AUGGAACUUCAUAGAACAUUUGGAAUAAUAGUUUAUGGUGGUGCAGUAGUAGAGUGCCCUAACUUCCAACAUGGUAGUGUCGCCGUUAUUGAUGAUAAAGAUAUUGGGAACAACAAAAUCAUCAACGAUCAAACGAAAGAUUUGAAAAAGGAAGUUGUACAAGUCAUAUUGAAUAUAGAUUUGACUGUAAAUGAAGAGACACAAAAGACUAAAAAGUUAGGGGAAUUGGUCGAAGCCCUACAGAAGAUUUCAAAUACUGGAAAAGACACAGAUAAUGUUCACAGAGAAAAGAAGAUAGAUGUUGAACAAAAGGUAGAUCUUAUUCCAACGAAUCAAGAAACAAACACUUAUGAAAGCCAUAUACCUUUGUCUAGAUAA
Messenger RNA from Arxiozyma heterogenica, 378 nucleotides. RefSeq lists its product as uncharacterized. The transcript is spliced from 2 exons. The coding region runs from base 1 to 378 and encodes 125 amino acids. The record is from RefSeq and is a predicted model, not a curated record. Lineage: Eukaryota; Fungi; Ascomycota; Saccharomycetes; Saccharomycetales; Saccharomycetaceae.